CUUCUUACUUCCCCCAAGAAAAUACAAAUGUUGAGUUUUUAAAUCCCAUAAUUAACCAAGAUAAAAAUUUCGAACCUCAAGAAAAUCAAGAUAGUGACUCAUCAAUAAGCUCCCAAACAGAUGAAUGUUCAAUACUUGAUGAAUCUUCUCGAAUCUUGGCAUUUCUUGAUCCACAAGUCAAAAUGUCUGCGUUCAGAACUGAUGAUGAAAAAAAUCAAGUAAUUAAUUUAGUUUUAGGAUUAAGGAAAUAUUUACCUGAAACAUCAUAG
Racocetra persica is the source of this 269-nucleotide messenger RNA. The record is from the annotation of a GenBank genome assembly. Lineage: Eukaryota; Fungi; Glomeromycota; Glomeromycetes; Diversisporales; Gigasporaceae.